Ascochyta rabiei is the source of this 1236-nucleotide messenger RNA. Its product is annotated as Glucan endo-1,6-beta-glucosidase. Gene Ontology annotation, biological process: glucan catabolic process. The coding region runs from base 1 to 1236 and encodes 411 amino acids. The transcript has 2 exons. NCBI's taxonomy places the organism in Eukaryota, Fungi, Ascomycota, Dothideomycetes, Pleosporales, Didymellaceae. Gene Ontology annotation, cellular component: cell surface; extracellular region. The record is from RefSeq and is a predicted model, not a curated record. Gene Ontology annotation, molecular function: beta-glucosidase activity.
AUGUUCAAACUUACCCUCCUCACGCUGCUCCUCACGAGCACUCUCUCUUUCACAUCCGCCACCUUCCCCUCCCACAAGAUCCGCGGCGUAAACCUUGGCUCUCUCUUCAUCGUCGAGCCAUGGAUGUCACGCCGUACGUGGAGAGACAUGGGUUGCGGAGACGCAGCAUCGGAGUGGGAUUGUGUUGUAGCCCUCGGUCAAGACAAGGCGAACACUGUCUUUCAAAAACACUGGGAUACGUUCAUUACGGCUGAUGACUUUGACAAGAUGAAGGAGUACGGGUUGAACACAGUGCGGAUUCCCGUAGGGCACUGGUUCGUGGAGGACACGAUUGCUCCUGGAGAGAGCUGGCCGAGGGAUGGGAUGAAGUACCUCGACAACGUUGUUGGAAUUGCUGCUUCGAAGAACAUCAGCGUGAUCCUGGAUCUUCACGGUGCACCAGGUGUACAAGUGCCCAACAGCGCAUUCACCGGCCACACUCUUCCUGGCGCAGGCUUCUACUCCCCCCCAAACUACGACCGCGCGCACACCUUCCUCCGCAACAUGACAGAGCGCGCCCACACGCACGCCUCGUACGCCUCAACCUUCAUGUUCCAAGUCCUCAACGAACCAGAGCACAACCACGACUCCCUAGUCACAGACUACUAUCCAAAAGCCUACCAGACGAUCCGCGACGCAGAGGCCGACCUCAAAACCCCCAGCCUCGACCGCCUGACCGUGCAAAUGAUGGACUCGUCCUGGGGCGCCGGCAACCCGCGUCGGAAUCUGCCAAAGGGCGCAACGGACCUCGCGUUCGACAUCCACCGCUAUCUGACAUACAGCUCUACGCCGGCCACGAAAGCUGACUACUUGAGAGCCUCGUGCACCGAUGCGUUCGAUUCAAGCGACAAUGACAAUGACAAUGACAAUGACAACGACAACAACGACAACGACAACGACAACGACAACGACAACGACAACGACAAGCCGCUUGUGAUCGGGGAGUGGAGUCUCGCCAUCAAGCAGGACUCCGAGUGGAGCAACGAGUUCUCGCCGACCAAGGAGGAGAAUCACGAUUGGUACAGGAAGUGGUGGGCGGCGCAGGUGCAGGCGUAUGAGAAGCACAAGGGCUGGGUGAUGUGGAGUUGGAAGACAGAGUUGGGUGGGGAUUGGCGAUGGAGUUAUAGCGGUGCUGUCGAGGCGGGAAUCAUUCCCAAAAACCAAUUCGGGAAAGUCAAAGCUAUGGCCAAGUGCUGA